AUGUCAAGUACGUUCGCCAAAUUUGACAAUGACUUGACGACAAGAAUGAAUUAUGAUGAAGAUGGAAACGAUGAAACAACAGGAGAGAAGGACACAGCUGGGCUACCGGUGCUGACACCAAUGCUGGCCCCAAGUGCUAAAAUCGUUGCAGUUGGGUUUAACGACACUGACCUGACGGGAAUUGUCAAAAUGAAUGGAACCGCAGUCAGCGUACCGUAUGCGUUUUCAACAGACGACGUUCAGAGCGUUGUUCAGGCCGUACUCAGUUAG
This is a messenger RNA of Haemonchus placei, 270 nucleotides long. NCBI's taxonomy places the organism in Eukaryota, Metazoa, Nematoda, Chromadorea, Rhabditida, Trichostrongylidae. The record is from the annotation of a GenBank genome assembly.